Xyrauchen texanus (razorback sucker) is the source of this 1511-nucleotide messenger RNA. Its product is annotated as protein phosphatase 1 regulatory subunit 14A-like. The transcript has 4 exons. Gene Ontology annotation, cellular component: cytoplasm. NCBI's taxonomy places the organism in Eukaryota, Metazoa, Chordata, Actinopteri, Cypriniformes, Catostomidae. Gene Ontology annotation, biological process: regulation of phosphorylation. The record is from RefSeq and is a predicted model, not a curated record. Gene Ontology annotation, molecular function: protein serine/threonine phosphatase inhibitor activity. Bases 51 to 524 code for a protein of 157 amino acids.
CGCGCGCUCCUCCACGCGCUCAUUCCCAGACAAGCACAGGCACAUGAAACAUGGCAGAGCAGACACAUACCGGUCAUUCCCCGGGUUUAGAGGAGAAACAUCCAGCUCAUUCCCCGGGGUUAGGCACCGCUCGAGAGCAUGGCAUGAAUCUACAAAAGAGACAAGCGCGAGUUACAGUAAAAUACAACCGCAAGGAGCUCCAGAAAAGGCUGGACGUGGAGAAAUGGAUCGACGACUCGCUUGAUAAGCUAUUCGAGGGCAAGGACAUGCCAGAGGAGGUGAACAUUGAUGAUUUUUUGGAUCUCCCGAGUGAUGACAAGCGAGCACAAAAACUACAGGUGCUAUUGCAAACCUGCCCCAGCAGCACUGAGGCCUUCAUUGCUGAGUUGUUGCAGAAGUUGCAUGGUCUCCAUAAACAGGAAGACUUGCAGAAUGAGGGAAUUGAGCAUCCUUUUCUCCACAGUUACCCUCAUCAUCAUGGCAACUUCCAUCACAAAGACAGAUAUCAACAUCAGACACUGUGAUUGUAUCCCAGCGCUGCAGUUUGCAAAGUUUUAUUAUCACUGGACUGAGCUAACUAACACACAGCCUUUGGACAUAGCAUGCCCAACUUGUUUGCAAUCUGUAACAAUAAGGUGUUUGUUUACAAACUUAUAUUAGUGGAAAAUUAACUUUUUUCAGUUUUGAAGGGAUUACAAUUGGUGUUGUUUAUAUAUAUUUGUAUAGUAGAGUUGUCCUAAAAAUGAAUAUGGUUGCAAAGCAUUUGACUGCUUUGUGAACUGCAACUGUGUGAUGUUUGGUUACUAAAGUUUGAUUGAUUGCAAACUUGCAUAAUGCUAGUCUCACUAUUUAAAGUUAAAUCUGGUGCCAAUAGUUUUUAUGGAGUCUUUAUCUGUGCAACUUAACAACAGUUUACUAAGACACAUGUCCAGUGACAGGCUCGUAAGGAAAAUAACAAAACUGAGCAGUUGUUAUAUUGGCUAUAUAUGGAAAUAUAAACAAGUUUAAUAAUAUUUUAUGAACUGAAAGAUUUGAUUAAAUAAAAGUUUAACAAAAGAAGGACAGUUAUUUUGAAUCUGCGUGUGCAGCAGAAUGGUACUCGGGUGUGUUAUAACGUAGCGUCCACUAGAGGACGAUAUAACACUGAAGCGUUGCAGAGAUGAACUGGCCGUAUUUCCACUGUAGGGCCAAUUGACCAUAGACAGAACAAGAAUGUUAAAGGAAUUAAUUGUUUUUAUUUAUGCGUUUAUGAAUUUGCUCAUACAAAAGAAUGCAAAACUAGAAAAAAGUUCUGUUUUUAUGUUUAUAAUUAAUUAUAUAAUAAUUUAAAUUUUUGACCAAAACAAUGUUAUUUGCAAAACACAUGACCAUCCAAACAGUAUAAUUAUUCUUUUUUUUUUUACGUCUUUCAUGUGCUUAAAAAAUAUAUUUUAAAGGGAUAGUUCACCCAAAAAUGAAAAUUCUCUCAUAAUUGAUUUACCCUCAUGGCAUCCCAGAUGAGUAUGACAUUC